Messenger RNA from Thrips palmi, 2460 nucleotides. RefSeq lists its product as uncharacterized. Lineage: Eukaryota; Metazoa; Arthropoda; Insecta; Thysanoptera; Thripidae. The record is from RefSeq and is a predicted model, not a curated record. The transcript is spliced from 13 exons. Bases 1 to 2382 code for a protein of 793 amino acids.
AUGGUUGAUCCAUCGAGGGAAGUCCACGUGCGUUUUCUUUCCAUGCUUAUUACAAAGGCAAGGGAAUGGAAACCCUCAAUUAGGUCGAGCGACAACCGUCGGGACGUAGAGGAGGAAGGCGUCGAUGGCCUCGAGGAGGAGGACUCGCCGCCAGACGGCCCUGGUGUUGCUGGAGGGGCGGGGGCAGGGGCAACCCCUAACAGCGUGCCGGACACGACAGGCGGGAACGAGCAAGGGGGGACCAGGUGUCCUUGCCAUGACUGCAACUACGAGUGCUGCCUGCUCGCGCAGCAGCACCGCCGCCCCAUCGACGUGGACGCCAUGGCCAUGGAGCUGCGCAUGUUCGUGGCCAGCCAGGAGCGGAUGGCGCGCGACGUGCAGCGGUACCGCGAGCAGCGCGCGGGGGUGGCGCCGUCGCACCGGGGUGGCGGCGGCGGGGGUGGCGGGGGCGGGCCGCCCAGUGACAGCAGCACGGACCAAUACCACACCGUGGCCACCUGUCUGGACGACCUAGCGCGCCGCGCGCCCACCGAGUCCUGCGAGCACCUGGCCGGCACCCUGGGGGAGCUGGCGCUGCUGCGCGCCGCGCUGGGCCCCGUCGUGGACUCGGUGCUUGUGUCCGACCUGCACCGCCUCCGGGAUCUGCGGCGGCGCACGGGCACGCCGUCGGCGCCGGCCUCCCUGUCGUCCGACGGCUCCAUCGUCCCCAUGAGCGCCCAGGAGCCUCACCACACGGACGGCCACCCUUCUCGCGGCCGCUUCGUCACGUUCCCGUCCGAGGCGCGGCCCGACGCGCGCCUGGCGGACGAGUGGCGGGCCGUGGACGUGGAGCGGGCCAGCGCGGGCACGGCCUGCAAGUCCGGCUCCAGCGUGCAGCGCUCGCGCUCCCGAUCGCGCGUCACCCUGGCGUCCCUGGCGUCCGUCGGGGCGGUGGGCGCCACUUCAGGGCCUUGCAGCGGCGGCAGUCGCCGGUCGGCGGACUCGGGUCUGGCGGAGAGUGACGUCAGCGCCCCGAGCUACCCGUCAGUCCCGUCAGGCGGGGCGGAGAGCUUGGACCAGUCCGGGGACGUCCUGCGCGACGCCGACAAGACCCUGUCCGAGGACGUCCUUCGCAACGCGGAGAAGACCCUGAGCAUGGAAGCCGCCGACCUGCGCCGCAGCCUGCGCGAGGACUUCAAGGAGGACCUGGGCACGUGCGCCUUCUUCGGCAGCCGCAGGCCGAGCGGCGACCGCGCCCGAGGCUCCCGCGGGUCGGGGCCGCUCAUGCCCGAUGACGGCGCCGUGCCGACGGCCCUGGGAAGCGACGACGGGCUGGGGGGCGCCACGGGCGGCGACUGGGAGGCCGCGCAGGACAUGGGGGAUGUCUCGCCCCCCAGGAUGCUGUCUAUCGACGAGGAGGACAUGGACGAAGACGUCAAGGCGCUUCGAGAGGAGAUUGACAGGAACGCUGGCGCCGCCGCCGCCCCGGCCAAGGAGCUCUACACCGCGCAGGUGGAGCCGCAGAGGAGCGAGUUGCACCUGGUGGAGGACGGCGACCUGGAGGACCUGGAGGACGGUACAUUCGAGGAGCGCUACACCACGCACGCUGCGGGGGAGGGGGAAGCGGGAGGGGUGGGGCAGGAUCCGAGACAGGGAGGCACCUUGCCGGAGGACGAGGAGGAGGAGGAAGAGGAGGUUGGAGGCGUGGACAUCUUCGAGUCGACCGUGUCCGUGUCCGCGCCGCCGAGCCAUGUGGCGGAAGCUGCGGAGCCGGAAAGAUCCCCAACCCCAGACCAGAAGCCUGCAGACGUCUCGCCAACAGCAAAGGCAGAAGUGAAGCCUCCAGCGGCUCCAGCUGGACAAUCCGCACAGAUUCCACCUGGCCAAACCUCUGGGACGGCACAAGCGCAGGCGGAGGAGCCGCCGCCCAGGGCGGUGGCGGGGCAGGCCCCACCGCCAGUGUCUCGAGACACCACCGCGGUGGCGGCCACGCAGAGUGCCGUGGGCACAGCGUUGGUCAGGAUCGUGUCCAGCCCGUUCCAGAUCGCCAGGGCUCUGCUGGGCCCCGCCGUGCACUUCCGGCCGCCCUCCAAGGACGCCAUCCCGCGCUGCCACCAGGCCGUGCCCCAGGCCGUGCCCCAGGCCGUGCCCGCAGCGCCGUCCCCGUCGCGGCCCACGCUGGACUUCCUCCGCGGCGGCCUGCACUGGCCCGACCUGAGCUUCGUGUUCGGCCGCACCAUCCACCAGGCGGCGGCCGACUCGAUCCGGGCGGUGACGGUCGCCGUCACGGCCACGGAGGCGGAGCGCCUCUCCCGGCCCAAGGUGCGGGGCCGGUCGUGCUCAGCUAUCAGCGCCAUCGGCCACGUGGCCACCGUGCCGGAGCAGUCUUCGGAGGAGGAGUGAGCUGGGGAAGUCCCCGCGCAUCGUCACUCUCAGUCUGUUUGAGUAGGGCUCGGGAAAUGAGUGAAAAAGAGUUGUCGA